This is a messenger RNA of Lucilia cuprina (Australian sheep blowfly), 682 nucleotides long. RefSeq lists its product as uncharacterized. The record is from RefSeq and is a predicted model, not a curated record. NCBI's taxonomy places the organism in Eukaryota, Metazoa, Arthropoda, Insecta, Diptera, Calliphoridae. The coding region runs from base 80 to 421 and encodes 113 amino acids. The transcript has a single exon.
CCAUUUUAAACAUUACCAGAGCACGCAGUAAAUCAAAAGUAUUCAAAGAGCAAGUUUACUUAAGCGAAAAUUAAAAAAAAUGUUUUCUUUAAAGUGUGUUGUUGUUUUGUUUGCUGUCUGCUUAAUCCUAACAGUUUCAGCCUUACCCACCCCGUAUGUUUACGAUCCUGAACCAUCUGUUAUAAGUCAGGUUAAUCAACCGGCCUUAGGACGUCACGUACGUUCUCCGAAAGGUGGACAUAUUGAUUUGGACAUUAAAAAAGAUCAAUCCGGAAGUCAGGCUUCAGUUAAUUAUAAUCAAAAUAUAUUCACCAGUCAUGAUGGUCAAGGAUCAGUUGAUGCUUAUGCUCAAGCCUCACGUGAUUUUGGUCAUAAUCGUAAUGAUUUUAGUGGUGGCAUUCGAGGAUCAUGGAGAUUUUAACUACAAAAAAGUUAUUGCUGACUGCCUUGUCCGCUAUGGAUCAGCUGGGGCUAAAGUUAUUAUAGAAACUUAAUGUAAAAUUUAUAAAAAUCGUAUGAUUUAUAAACAUGAUCGUAAUAUAUUUGCGUAAAAUAUAAAAAAUACUAAAUCAUAACAUUAUACUUAAAUAUUCAUUUUUUCAAAAUUCCUAAGGCCUUCUUAUGAAGAAAUGUCUUAUAACUUUUUUGUGAACAAUAUUUAAUGAAAUAUAUUUUAGUUAUA